Messenger RNA from Pseudogymnoascus verrucosus, 2158 nucleotides. RefSeq lists its product as uncharacterized. Lineage: Eukaryota; Fungi; Ascomycota; Leotiomycetes; Thelebolales; Thelebolaceae. The transcript is spliced from 3 exons. The coding region runs from base 558 to 1601 and encodes 347 amino acids. The record is from RefSeq and is a predicted model, not a curated record.
CACACAGCCUUGCAUAUACCCAUCGACUCCCUAUAGAAAACAGUAUAUAGCAUCAGUUUACAGAAAAAUCUCAACAAUAGCCAUCCCCUGUACCAACACCAACAAAAUGCGGCCUUACGCCAGGGAUCAAUAGCGGAUCUACAUCUACAAUUCACCCGUCAUCCAUCCCUAUCAGCAAAUCCCUCCGCCGAGCUUCCCCGUACCUAGGUAGCCGAGGCCCACGCCCGCUUGCCAAGGUCCCUCGUGGUCAAUCCCUCGCUAAAACCUCGUGUGCAUCGCCGAGCUACGAGUGACAAGAGGGACACAAGAAGCCGAGCCUGCACUUGGGCCUCCUGCUGUACCCAGCCGAACUCUCUUCCCCAGAUCCUAGGUCGUUGGCCUAGGUAACACGUGACAAGGUUAACUUGUGGGCGGGAUAAACUUUGUUCCUCAUGCUAGUCCUCGGUUACACGUGACGAGGCUGCAGGCUCAUGCAGCCUCGUUCACAUUAUCCCCUCAUCGUAAUCUUGAUAAGAAAAAGAUGCUAGGAUAUCUAAUAUCCACAGCAUCACACACACAUGACGGUCGAAUCCCUCCUCCGAGCCCUCGGGGACGAGAUUGAAGAUGCGGAAGAAGAAUCCUUCCUCCUCUUCUCCCAACCCAUCCCCUCCCAAAACCUAGGUUUCGUCGACCAAACCGCCACCUCAAUCGACCUCACCAUCGCCGGCCGCGACCUCACCAUCUACCAAUCCCCCACUAUCCUCUCCUCCACUCGUGGCGGCGGCACUACAGGCGCAGUUCUCUGGAAAAUCACCCCCCUGGUCGCAACCUGGCUCUCAUCCCCCACCAACCCCUUCACCACCCACUCAGUCUUCACUCCCUCGUCCACCGUCCUCGAACUCGGCUCCGGCAUCUCGGGCGUAAUCGCGCUCGCUCUAUCACCCAGCGUCAGCUCCUAUACACUCACAGACCAGUCCUAUGUCCUAAAGUUGUUACGGCAGAAUAUCUCUUCCAACCUUCCCUCUCUCACUAGGAAGUCGAAACCCAGCAAUAACAGUAACUCGUCGAAAUCGAAAGCAAAAGCGAAAUCUAAGCGCGGCGCUACACAGGCCGCUGCUACAGAGGGUGGCGAGGGUGGAGAAGGAGGGGAGGGAGACUCGAAUAUACAGAUUAAGACACUAGACUGGGAGACAGAUGAGGUAGCCGGCUUACUUCCGGGAGGAGGGAGUUUUGACGCAGUGAUUGCGUGUGAUUGCAUAUACAAUGAUGCCUUAAUCGAGCCACUCGUACAGGCCUGUGUUGAUGCCUGUCGGUUACGUGAGAGGGAACGAAAGGCCCACCGCGAUAGCGACGACACGACAACAACCGCCAGCAACAGCGCCAACAACUCCAAUGCCCAAACCAACAGCGGCGGCGGAGGGGGUGAAGCUGCGGAGUUGGGGAAUGUAGAGGGAAAGACAGUCUGUAUUAUAGCGCAGCAGUUGCGCUCAGAUCAGGUCUUUGAAGGGUGGCUUACGGCGUUUAAAGAGUCGUUCCGGGUGUGGAGAGUUCCGGACGAGGUUGCGGGGGUGGGAUUGAGGGGCGGAGAAGGGUUCGUUGUUCACGUUGGUGUUUUGCGGUAGAGCGGAGAGUUUAAGAGGAGUUGGAUGAAGGAGGUGUUGAGGGUAUGUGAAAUGGCUUUUUAGGUCUUAUACCAAUAUGGCCACUGCUCCCCGGAUUGCCCAAGUGAGCCUGCACCAGCGAAAGCUCGGCAAGCAGCCCGAGAUCUUUCUACGUAAAGCUGGAAUAGAAUACAGCAAUGCAGAGACAAAUAUAUAUGCUAUGACAACUAGUCAUCAGCCGCGACGGAUGCUCCCCUAGACUUUGUUGGGGACUAGGGGAGAACCACAGAGGUAGUGACAGCAUCUACAUAAAAGAAAUAGGCGGGGAUUUACCACGUUACACGAGUUGUGUUCUGGUUCGUUACACGAGUUAUGUUUCUGUUACACGAGUUGUGCUCCCGUUAGUUACACGAGCUAUGUUACAGGAGUUGGGUUCUAGCCCGUUACACAAGUUGUGUCCCUACACAACUCGUGUAAAGUGCUAAAGCCCCAGCCUAUGUCUUUUAACAACUCACCUACCAAAUGGACUAGCCCGAAAAUGGAUGAGUUUAGGUUAUUAGUAGUGUUAUAUAACAGGG